AUGGCAUGGAAGACCAGCAGCCUAAUGCAAAUGUACAGAUUUCUUCUCUUAGUGAUUUUAUUUCUGCCACAUGAGAUGACAAGUUCUAUUUUAACUGUGAAUGGUAAAACUGAAAACUAUAUUCUGGACACUGAGCCUGGCCUCGAAGCAUCUCUGAACUGUGCUGUUCAAAACCAUACCAGAGAAGAAGAACUUCUCUGGUACCGCGAAGAUGGGAGAGUGGAUUUGAAAUCUGGAAACAAAAUCAACUCAAGCUCUGUCUGUGUCACUUCCAUCAGUGAAAAUGACAACGGCAUCACCUUUACCUGCAAGCUGAGGAGGAAUCAGUCGACGUCCAUCUCAGUGGUGCUGAAUGUCACUUUUCCUCCUCUCCUAAGUGGAAAGGACUUCCAAACAGCUGAGGAAGGCAGUGAUGUGAAGUUGGUUUGCAAUGUGAAAUCCAACCCCCAGGCUCAAAUGAUGUGGUACAAAAACAGUGGCUUCUUGAAUUUAGAGAAAAACCAUCACCAAAUCCAACAGACAAGUGAGUAUCUUCAACUGUCAAUCACCAAAGUCAAGAAAUCUGACAACGGAACCUACAGCUGUAUUGCAAAUUCACUUAUGGAAACGAAGACCAAGGACUUUCACCUUAUUGUCAAAGAUAAAGCUUCAUCUGUACCAAUAGAACCCAUUAUUGCUGCAUGUAUUGUGGUCUUUCUGACCUUGUUAUUUGGACUGAUUGCCAGAAGAAAAAGAAUAAUGAAGCUCUGCAUAAAGGAUAAAGAUCUUCAAAGCAGAACAGCUCUGUAA
Mesoplodon densirostris (Blainville's beaked whale) is the source of this 789-nucleotide messenger RNA. It is a transcript of the gene TMIGD1, whose product is annotated as transmembrane and immunoglobulin domain containing 1. Gene Ontology annotation, cellular component: neuron projection; plasma membrane; synapse. Gene Ontology annotation, biological process: susceptibility to natural killer cell mediated cytotoxicity; cell recognition; detection of stimulus. The record is from RefSeq and is a predicted model, not a curated record. Bases 1 to 789 code for a protein of 262 amino acids. NCBI's taxonomy places the organism in Eukaryota, Metazoa, Chordata, Mammalia, Artiodactyla, Ziphiidae. Gene Ontology annotation, molecular function: signaling receptor binding. The transcript has 5 exons.